GUCCCAGUACGGUCCAGAGAGGAGGAGCUGCAGCGGGAGGUCCCAGUGUGGUCCAGAGAGGAGGAGCUGAAGCGGGUGGUCCCAGUGAAGAGGUUGCAUUUGGGCCUGGCAGGUCUAUUACUGAACCAACACCGGACUGGAUGCUCACUGAGUGCCCCCAACGAGCAGCAGUGCUUUUCAAAAGGAGUUUAUUGGCAAAGGAGGUUGACAGCGAACCGCUCAAGUUUAGCCUGGAUCUCAGACAGAGUGUUGAGGACAGAGAGAGGGCCAUAAUCUGCUUUUACAAGGCCAACACCACAAACUGGGCUAGACCUCUUCGGUGCUGGUUGGAAGGGGAUGCUGCCGUUGGUGAAGGUGUGAACCGUCAUGUCCUAAACCUAACUGUUCACACUCUCCAAACUGGCUUCCAUGUGAACUAUGGUAACGGAGAUGUAACCAUACUUUUUGAAGGGCAGCAGGACCACUUAGUGCCCUGUGCUUCUCAACUUCUUCUGGAUAGUGACCUCUUCCUCAUGGCUGGGAGGAUUCUGGGACAUUCCGUCCUUCAUGGAGGCCCUGUGCUGGUCGGACUAUGUCCAGCCGUGGUGUGCGUGCUCUUGGGAGACAAGCCAGACGCUACUACCAUCACCCUGGAUGAUGUUCCUGAUAUGGACUUGCGGAAGAUUAUUGCAUCUCUGGAGGGUCAAGCAGAUCUAAGCGAAGAAGAACAGAGCGCUGUAAAGCAGUUGGCGGAGAGCUGGGAGAUAGGGAGACAGUUCCUCACAGAGCAGACCCGCCACUGGCUGUUCCACCGCCUUCUACAACAUGCGGUCCUUGGUAGAGCUGCACAACAGAUAGUACAGUUAAGAAAAGGCAUCAAACAGACUGGAGUGUGGCCUUUGCUAUCCACCAAAAAAGCAACAGACAGAUUGAUGUUUCCCCGCUUGGCCGAUGUGGCCAUCAGCCCUGAGACGAUCCUUGAUCGCAUUAUCUGGCCCGUGGAGAAACCAAUGGAGGAGGAGGAGGAUGAGCCCUACUCCCUGGAAAUUAGAUGCACUGUAGCAGGAUACCUCUGCCAAUUCAUUGAGACAGCAUCACAAAAGUCUUUGAGGGCCCUGCUUCGGUUUUGGACAGGAUGGGAGGUCCCAACAGAGGAUCUCCACAUGGAGGUGGUCCAUGGAUCGCACCCUCGAUCUUCCACUUGUUUCCAGUCCCUGAAGUUGCCUGGAAACUAUGACAACUAUGCACUGUUCAGCUUGUCACUGGAGUCCUGCAUAUCCACCUGUGACACAGGUUUUGGUCUCGUUUAAG
Hypomesus transpacificus is the source of this 1290-nucleotide messenger RNA. RefSeq lists its product as uncharacterized. The transcript is spliced from 8 exons. The record is from RefSeq and is a predicted model, not a curated record. The coding region runs from base 141 to 1289 and encodes 382 amino acids. NCBI's taxonomy places the organism in Eukaryota, Metazoa, Chordata, Actinopteri, Osmeriformes, Osmeridae. Gene Ontology annotation, molecular function: ubiquitin-protein transferase activity.